CGCACACACACACGUAUGUGCAUGAUUACGAUCUGAGGGCAGCAUUAGGGCUGCAUUCACAGAGGAAAAGGUGGACAGACGCCCCAGCCACCAUGAGGACGGCAGGCGUGGUGGUGCUGCUGGCUCUUGCCCUUUGCUGCUGCCCAGAUACCGUUGCACUGAAGGGCUACUGCAGUAACUACGUCGUACCCCGCAAUUUCUGCACGCUGGAGUACAUCCCACACUGCGGGUCUGAUGGUGUAACAUAUGCCAACAAAUGUUUAUUCUGCAAUGCAUUUCUGAGAAGCCGUCGGACUCUCAGGUUGCUGUACCUUCGAGAGUGCUAACACCUCACCAGGCUCCAGCUCAGACAGGAGACUCCUCCAUGGCAAUAUUCCCUAUGGCAGAGGCUGCCCUAAAACCUCAUCCUGAACUUUGAGAUCUCCUGAUAAAGUCUGAAAUGAAACUUUGCCCAAUAAAACAAAUAAACAAACAACAACA
Molecule: messenger RNA, 480 nt
Organism: Cygnus olor (mute swan)
Lineage: Eukaryota; Metazoa; Chordata; Aves; Anseriformes; Anatidae
Product: ovomucoid-like
Exons: 4
Coding region: 93-326 (77 amino acids)
Molecular function (GO): serine-type endopeptidase inhibitor activity; protein binding
Source: RefSeq, a predicted model, not a curated record